Penicillium canescens is the source of this 327-nucleotide messenger RNA. Its product is annotated as 60S ribosomal protein eL30. Gene Ontology annotation, cellular component: cytosolic large ribosomal subunit. The transcript has 3 exons. Gene Ontology annotation, molecular function: RNA binding; structural constituent of ribosome. The record is from RefSeq and is a predicted model, not a curated record. Lineage: Eukaryota; Fungi; Ascomycota; Eurotiomycetes; Eurotiales; Aspergillaceae. Bases 1 to 327 code for a protein of 108 amino acids.
AUGGCCCCCAACAAGUCCAAGAAGGGUUCCGACAAUGUCAACUCCAGGCUCGCUCUGGUGAUGAAGUCGGGUAAGGUCACCCUGGGAGCAAAGUCUACCAUGAACACAUUGCGCUCGGGCAAGGCCAAGCUGGUCAUCAUUGCUGCGAACACUCCUCCGCUCCGCAAGUCUGAGCUUGAGUACUACGCCAUGCUCGCCAAGACUCCCGUCCACCACUUCUCAGGCAACAACAUCGAGCUUGGUACCGCAUGCGGUAAGCUGUUCCGUUGCGCCACUAUGGCCAUCCUGGAUGCCGGUGACUCCGACAUCCUUACCAGCUCGGUUUAG